This is a messenger RNA of Penaeus indicus, 2271 nucleotides long. Its product is annotated as protein takeout-like. Lineage: Eukaryota; Metazoa; Arthropoda; Malacostraca; Decapoda; Penaeidae. The record is from RefSeq and is a predicted model, not a curated record. Bases 88 to 708 code for a protein of 206 amino acids. The transcript is spliced from 5 exons.
CCCUCUGUUUUCUCCUCCACAGCAUCGCAGUUGAGGAAAUGCCGCGUCGACAACCAGAAUGCUCUCAACACUUGCCUCAAACAGAUCAUGGAGGAUCUGAGGCCGCGCACCAAGACAGGCAUCCCCGAGCUCGGCCUGCCUAUUCUGGAGCCAAUGCACAUCAACAACAUCGUUUUUCGGCAAGGAGACGGAGCUGUCAAUGUGCAAGCGCAGUUCAUGCAAGUGAAAGUGCAAGGUCUCUCCAACUAUUCCACGUCUCAUGUCAACGCCGACCCACAGGCACUGACGCUCUCCGUGGGUCUCAAGGUGCCCGAACUCCGCGUGGCUGGACUCUAUGAACUCAAGGGGCAGGUCAUCGUCUUCCCCGUCAGCGGAUCUGGAAGCUUCUGGACCAACCUCAACAACAUCGACGCCUCCGGAGUGGGGAAGCUGACCGUGCAACAGGGACCCGACGGCCAGGAGCGCCUCAGAGUGUCCGACACCCGCAUCAAUUUCAACAUCCGGGACAUCUCGCUCCACCUCAGCAACCUCUUCAAUGGGGAUCCUAUCCUGGGUGAGACCGUGAACCACUUCCUGAACCAGAACAGCCAGGAGGUCCUUCGCGACGUCAAGCCUGAAGUCUCUCGUCAGCUCAACGUCCUCAUCGAGAGAGUGAUGAACGACGCUCUCUCACAGCUCCCUGUCAACUCCUUCCUCAUCACGCAAUGAGAGGACGAAGAGGGAGGGAAGAGGGAAGGGAAGGAAAGAGGGAACAGGGGCGAAUAGACAGCUCUACGAGUGAAAGAAUGGAGAGGGGGGGAUAGAGAGAAGGGGAAAGGGUAUAAGAGAGAAGGGAAAAGAAGAGAAGGACAGAAAGUCUUGGGAAUUGGGGGUCAGGAGAAGAGAAAAGGGGAAAGGACAGAAUCAAGAGGAGGAAUAGGAGUAGGGGAAAGGUAGAAGAAGGAAGAGAAAGAAAAGGAAAGGACGGACAGGGAGAGAAAAGGGAGACACUAUGUCUUACUCGCUCUCAACGUCCCUUGGAGGAAUCCUAAUGCAUCUUUUUCAAACGACUGUCAUAAAAGGUAGUCUCGCCUAGCCUUCCUUAGGUGUUUCUGCCAUGCUUUAAGUAUGAAGACAGCGGAUGUAUUUUUCAACAUCAUGAUCAUAAGUGUGUGUGUGUAUAUAUACGUAUGUAAGUUUAUAUGUAUAGGUACACACAUAGACGUAAAUAUUAUCAUACACCGACUCCAUACAGUAUUCAAAACUAUGUUGUUCAUGUAUCAACUUUUCUUACGACAAACAAGUAGUUAAAAUGUAGAUGAGUAGUUAAGGUCCAUUGUUUUGUUACAAAAAAAUCUACCUACGCAAAGAAAAAAACAAAAACAGACUGAUGAAUGACUGUGAUAGCUGAAUGUUCUUCCAGUUCAAUAAAGAAAUUAAAACCUGAUUUGUGUUAAACACUUAAAAUGUUACACCUGCUGAAUUGACUUUUAAUGCAAUGAUGCCUUGCCGCAAGAUCUCAAGAGAAUAUGAGAAAUGUAACACCGUUGGGAAUCUUGUGACUGUUUGAUGGCUGUAAAAAAAAGGAAUUAAUGAAAGACACGAUCACUUUGAUAAAGUUUAUAGGCAUUUAUCUCCCAUUUCUAAUCGAACGGAGUAACUUAUUCACAUUUAAAAGAUAAAUAGAUAUAAUACAUAACUUUUCUGGACAGUAAUUAGUAUAAGUGCACAAAGGAAUAUUUCGCAAGCAAAGAUAUAAAAACAACUUCAAGAAAAAUAAAAAGAAAAGAAAAUUAGAUUUCGAAAUGUGUUUCAGAACUCAUGCGUUCUUUUUUUCUAUUCUGGGUGUGAACUAAACGUUAAAACGUUUCAUAUUCGUUUGAAAGAAUUGAUGCUUUUAUCCUAUGAAAAAGAAGUGCGUUAUUUUGCAUUUGAGUAAGUGAAAGAUGAAUACGUAAUUCGUCCUGUGCAUGAAAGAAUAUAAAAUGACACUCCGUAUGCAAUACAGUGCGUGAAUGAGAUAAAGCGAAUGGCAUAGCGUGGGCGGUUGUAUGAAUGAUCAGCAAUACGAUGUGAAAGUAAUGACAGAAAGGGCAAAAACGUGAUUUAAAAGCGUGAUUGCAGAAAAGUAUUAUCAGUCUAUGGGCAUGUAACCGCGCACCAUACAUAUUGUUCCGACGAAAAUGAGUGCAUACUAUAUAUAUAUAUGUGUGUGUGUGUGUAAAGGACCUUGUCGUAGAUAUAUUAUAUGUUAGAAUAUUGUUGCUGUACAAAUAAAAUAAUUUUCGACAA